AUGCGCCCUCUUAGUUUGUGCAAUCAGAACCAAAAGACUCUUGCCUCUCUCCAAGCUAAAGACUUCGAUGGAGCUGUCCAAUCGGCCUCAUGUGCAUUGAGAGAUCUCAAACGUGAUAUUGGGUCUUUCGAUGGGAUCCCCCCUGCUGAUGAGAUUGCUGGUGAUGCUUUGGAUCAAUGUAUGCACCUGAAUAAGGUUGGCUGCAGCAUCAGCACUGAUGCUACAUCACCUUUUAUAUACGAUCGCGGGAUUAUACUCCCUUCAACGAUGGAGGAUGGAGCAAUAAUGACGACCGUUUUAGUUUUCAACGCAGCACUUGCAAACCACUUGCUUGCUAUUAGCGAGAAUAACGAUCGAUCUCUCAAGUAUCUACACAGAGCAAGGCAACUGUACCAGUUGGCUCAUGAGGGACAAGAUAUUGAUCAGAACUUUUUGUUUCAUUUUGCAGUCAUCAACAAUCUUGCUCUCAUCGAUCAGAGCCUCGGCGACGCGGAGUCUUCCCAGAAGAGCUUUGAGUAUUUGAUAUCAGUUAUUAUGAUUCUCAUUACACAAGAACAAAGCGCCAUCGUGUCCCAAUUGAGCGGUUUCCUUGUGAAUAUGCCGUUUUCAAUCAAAGCUACAGCAGCAGCAGCAGCAUGA
Molecule: messenger RNA, 639 nt
Organism: Cylindrotheca closterium
Lineage: Eukaryota; Bacillariophyta; Bacillariophyceae; Bacillariales; Bacillariaceae
Source: the annotation of a GenBank genome assembly